UCCACGCCUCAACCUCAACGAUGAACAAUUUAUUAACAAAUUCCAUCUCUGGCGAUAUCACCGUUGCUGGUUUUUGAUCUUUCGUGGGUUUCAAUCCUCCGGCUCUGUAGUUAAAACAGAGGAAAUGCCAACUUUUUCUUCGCUCUCGGCGGCGACCGCACUGUCCGGCAUCCCGAAAAUGGCUUCUCCGGCGAGGAACCCAAUUCCUAAUGUUCAUCCCGCAUCGUCUCAAUUCUGCCCUAAUUUGAAAUUCAAUCCCAAAAGAUCUCUGUUCGUUGUAUUCACCUCUAGUCAGAAGCCCCAAUUUCCGUGCAAAUCUCGGCGGAGGAGCUCCGUCCAAUGCCUUUUCACCGGCAUUGUUGAAGAAAUGGGGCGUGUAAAAAACUUGGGUAUUGCUGAAAAUGGGGGUUUUGAUUUGGAAAUUACAGCGAAAACUGUUCUUGAAGGCGUUAACCUUGGAGACAGUAUUGCUGUGAAUGGAACUUGCCUUACGGUGACGGCUUUUGACCACAAACUAUCUGAAUUCAAGGUGGGGUUAGCGCCGGAGACGCUCAGGAAGACAUCGUUGGUGGAGCUGGUGCCGGGUUCUCCGGUGAAUUUGGAGCGGGCGGUUCAGCCAAUCAGCCGAAUGGGUGGGCAUUUUGUGCAGGGGCAUGUGGAUGGGACAGGGGAGAUAGUGUCGAUGGAUGCUGAGGGGGACUCGUUGUGGGUAAAGGUGAGGACGUCGGAGGCUGUGCUGAACUAUAUUGUAGCAAAGGGAUUCAUUGCGGUGGAUGGAACUAGCUUGACUGUGGUGGAUGUUUUUGAUGAGGAAAAGGCUUUUAACUUCAUGUUGGUUGCUUAUACUCAGAAUGCUGUGGUGGUUCCAUUGAAGAAAGUGGGGGAUUUGGUGAAUUUGGAGGUUGAUAUUCUUGGCAAGUAUGUGCAGCGGCUCCUCACCAAUGGUGCCAUCGGCUCCAUCGAGUCUCAGUGACAGUAAAAGCCUGAAAAUAAGGUCUUAAAAGCUUUGUCUUGCCUUGUUAUGCUAUGUAUUUUAGCCAUUAUCAACUUGGGGUUGGGGAGGAAUAAAUGGUCUAAUGGUCUUC
Messenger RNA from Cucurbita pepo subsp. pepo (vegetable marrow), 1085 nucleotides. Its product is annotated as riboflavin synthase. Gene Ontology annotation, biological process: riboflavin biosynthetic process. The record is from RefSeq and is a predicted model, not a curated record. NCBI's taxonomy places the organism in Eukaryota, Viridiplantae, Streptophyta, Magnoliopsida, Cucurbitales, Cucurbitaceae. Gene Ontology annotation, molecular function: riboflavin synthase activity.